Dentiscutata erythropus is the source of this 306-nucleotide messenger RNA. The record is from the annotation of a GenBank genome assembly. Lineage: Eukaryota; Fungi; Glomeromycota; Glomeromycetes; Diversisporales; Gigasporaceae.
UGGAUGAGUGGAAUACGGUCCAAACCAAUGACUAUCAAAAUUGGUUAUGUAAGUAAAUUAUUGGUUCAUGUAUCCCAAUUAGUGAUGCAGGAAGAAUUAAUUCCACGAUCUUUUAAGUCUUGUCUAAUACACGAAACUACAAUAGACAAAGUUGAUAUUAUGGGUCCAGGAGGUGAUGUUGCUUCAAUUGUUACGAAUCAUAAUGUCUUUCAAAAACCUCAAUCGGACGUCAGCCAUGAAGGAUUUCAAUCAAAUACCAGAAAAUCACGUGUACAUUAUCCAGAUAACGAUAGUGAUGAAGAAUGA